AUGGAUGCGGCAUUACAUCGUGGCGACUAUACAGCUCUAUCGAAACUAGGUCACUUCUUGAAGGGAUCAUCAGCCCAAAUUGGUCUUGCCAAGCUCAAGAUAGCAUGUGAGAAGAUACAAAAUGUUGGACGACUACUCAGAGAAGAUGGAGCUGGAUCUGUGACUGUUGAUGAAGCUUUACCGUAUCUUGGACAAUUGGUACUGUUGGCAAAACAACAAUACGCUGAGGCUGAGCUGGUAUUGAGACGAGAGUUUUCUCAGGCAAGCUGA
Synchytrium microbalum is the source of this 270-nucleotide messenger RNA. RefSeq lists its product as uncharacterized. Gene Ontology annotation, biological process: phosphorelay signal transduction system. Lineage: Eukaryota; Fungi; Chytridiomycota; Chytridiomycetes; Synchytriales; Synchytriaceae. The record is from RefSeq and is a predicted model, not a curated record. The coding region runs from base 1 to 270 and encodes 89 amino acids. The transcript is spliced from 2 exons.